UUUGAUUGUAGCUUCCGUUGUUCAAUACAGCAGGGGAAGGAGACCCAGCUCCUACAUGUCUUUGAGGAAGAUCUGAUCCUUGGCAGUCAGAGAACAGAGAGCACACAGGACCCUCCUGAUCUUCAUCAUGAUGCCUCAAGUGAGGCAACCUUCUCGGCUCGAUUUUUCCUGGUAGUGGUGGAAGUAACACCGAAAGGGCGCUCACUCCUCCACAUGUGGCAUCUCCAUCUUGCUGCUCAACCCAUUAUUAUGGAGGAGACCAAGACAGAAACUCCUAUGAACAGCUCUCACUUUGACUUUGACACAUUCAGUUCUCCAGUCACUCAGAGGAGUAAAACCUGCACUUCCAAUUUGCAGAGUGCUUGUCGCCUCAACCUCACUACACACACACUAUACAGCCAAGAGAUGGUCCUGCCAGAAGGGGUAGAAAUUAUCAGUGUUACGCCCUCAGCAGGUCACCUGAGUGCAUCUUGUUCUCUGCCAGCUGGCCGUGUGCCUUAUCUCCUUGCUACUUCCUGUUCCGAUGGAAAGGUGCGCUUCUGGAGGUGUAAUGUUGUGGCGACAGAGCCUUUCAGUAUAGAUUGUUUGUCAUACCAGUGGGAGGAGUGGCCACUCCUGGUCGAGGAAAGGCUUCCCAGCAGCAGUGAAAUAAGUGUGCCAGGUCGCCCCGUUGAGGUCAGCUGCUGUCACACUGGAAGGUUUGCAGUUGCCUAUAGGCAGACACCAAAUGCACAUCUGAAAUCCACACCUCAUUUGAACUAUCAGGGAGUGUUGAUUUCUUCUCCUGCACAAGCUUCCUCGCCCUAUAACACUCACCUGGCCCCAAGCUUGACUCUACCACAUAGCCUAAAUUCCACUCUAAGCCCCAACCAAGCAAACAGUAGAGAGCCCAUGGUUUACAUUGGCAUUUUCCAGUGUGAAUCCACAGGUGGUUCACAGUGGAUUUUAGAGCAGACCAUAGUCCUCGACAGUACAGAUUCCACGGCUAGUUAUGGCAUUAGCAGCAGCACAAGUGGAAGUGCCAGUAGUCCAAGUAACAUGGACUUUUCUUUACCUAUUGAGAACUGCUCAGGUUCCACCAGUAGGAGCCUGGUUCAUUUGGACUGGGUGUCUCAAGAGGAUGGGUCACAUAUUCUGACUGUCAGUAUUGGGACAAAGAUUUAUAUGUAUGGGCGCCUUGCUGGAAAGCCUCCAGACCUGUGUCUGUCAUCUGAUGCAAGUAAGGAACAGAGCUUGUCUCGCCUAGUUUUGCUUCGUUCGGUCGAUCUGGUCUCUUCUGUUGAAGGUUCAUUACCCAUCCCAGUCUCUCUUUCCUGGGUACGAGAUGGCAUCCUGGUCGUCGGGAUGGACUGUGAGAUGCACGUUUACUCCCAGUGGCAACCACCAACACCACCUAAAGCCAGUGCUGCCAUCGCCCAAGACACAGACAUUGGCAGCAGUGUCUCCUCCAUAGUCUCAGCUGUCAGACAGAGUCAGGAGGAUGGGCUCAAUCCUGGGGCUUCACUAGCUCCUCCCAAAAAGGCAUUUUCAAGGUCGAUGAUGAGUCUGGCUCAGAAACUCCGCGGGAAGAGAACAGCUUAUGACCCGCCUGUAGAGAUGGAAGAUUCUGGACUUUUUGAAGCAGCACACAAACUCUUUCCCACUCUUCCCCAGUAUCAUCCUGUACAGUUACUGGAGCUCAUGGAUUUAGGGAAGGUUCACCGUGCCAAAGCCAUUCUCUCUCACCUCGUGAAAUGCAUUGCUGGGGAAAUAGUACCACUUAAAGACAGUAACACCAAUCCAGAAAGACGCGUGCGCUCUCGAACCAUUGGUGCUGGAGGCAGCACAGCCAGGGAUCCGAAAAUGUUCAGCAUUGCUGAGAGCUCCACCCCUGGCUACACUGAGAUAAGUUCCAUCCCUCCCCUGCCUCUUUAUGCUCUUCUGGCAGCUGAUGAAGAUACAUCAACAAAACACGAUAAAGUGGGCAGUGUAAGUGGGGACAGUGGACAUGGUUCCAGCCAAACAGAUGCUUAUGACGAGCUCUUUCAUACACCCAGCAUAGCGGAUCUGGAUCCUCUCAACAAUAAUCAGGAGGAAACGGGCAACAAAGUUAUUGACUUGUCUCAGUACAGUCCCACAUACUUUGGUCCAGAACAUGCACAGGUUCUGUCCAGCCACCUCCUUCACUCGAGUUUGCCAGGACUAACUCGUCUGGAGCAGAUGUCUCUCAUGGCGUUGGCCGACACCAUUGCUACAACAAGCACAGACCUCAAUGACAGCCAGGACAAGAGCAAAGGUGGCGAGACACUGGAUGAGUGUGGUCUGAAGUUCUUACUGGCCGUCAGACUGCAUACCUUCCUCUCUACCUCCCUGCCACCAGCACACCGAGCACAGCUGCUACGGCAAGGCCUGUCGACAUGUCACUAUGCCUGGGCCUUUCACUCUGAGGCUGAGGAGGAGCUGUUGAAUAUGCUCCCUGCCCUACAGAAGGGAGAGCCCACCUGGCCUGAGCUGCGCUCCAUGGGUGUGGGCUGGUGGCUGCGCAGCAACAACAAGCUACGCAGGUGUAUUGAGAAGGUUGCCAAGGCUUCUUUUCAAAGAAGCAAUGAUCCUCUGGAUGCAGCUAUAUUCUACCUUGCGCUGAAAAAGAAAGCAGUGAUCUGGGGAUUGUACAGGUCCCAGAAGAAUGCCAAAAUGACUGACUUCUUCCACAACAACUUCAGUGAGGACAGGUGGAGGAAAGCAGCAUUGAAAAAUGCUUUUUCACUUUUGGGAAAGCAGCGGUUCUUACAUUCUGCAGCCUUCUUUCUUCUUGCCGGGUCCUUAAAGGAUGCUGUUGAGGUGUGUUUAGAGAAACUGCAUGACCUGCAGCUGGCUCUGGUCAUCUCCAGAUUGUACGAGUCUGAAUUUGAGACGGGAUCCACCUACAAAAAGAUCCUUCAGAGACACAUUCUGGGUCAAGACAAACAGAUUCAAGCCCACCAGGACUCGUUCUUGCGCAGCAUGGCUUACUGGGUCCUGGAGGACUACAGUAAAGCAUUGGACACUCUUCUUGAGCAUGGCACCAACAGAAACAGCUCUGGGACCCCUGAGAGCAAAUGUGAAGCUGGUUCCUCUUUUGUGUCUACAAGUAACCCUGAAGUUUUCAACUUUUACAUCUACCUCCGUACCCACCCACUUCUCCUUCGCCGCCAUUUUUGCUCUUCCGACAAUGCUAAAGUUAGUUUGACUGCUGAGGGUCGAAGGGCUGACUCCAUUAGCCUGGAGGAGAGGAGGCUGUUUUUCACAGCUGCAUAUGCCCACCUACAAGCUGGCUGCCCCAUGCUAGCACUUGAAAUCCUCUCCAAAAUGCCCAAAGUUCAUAGGCAUUCACGACUCCAGAAUCAGGAGGAUACAGGAAUCUCCGCUGAACUCAGUGUUGGGAGUAAGGAAGGACAAACCUCAGACCCAGACUGGUCUCAGCCAUGUCUGAACGGCUACGAGUCCGAUGGGAACAGCUUGUCAAUCAGUAAAUCAGAUUCGUUGUUAAGUUUCGACUGGAGCCAGCCUUCACUGACAAUUCCAGAUGAGCCCCUAGAGCUGAAGUGGGACAGUGACAAAGACGAAGACGAGGAGGAGAGCGAAGAAGAAAUUAAAAAUGCUAAGACUGGUAUAAUUGCAGACAGCAGCAGCGUGUUCCAAGACACGCAGGAUGCCAUGUCACCACUAAUGGAGACAGUGAUGGAAGACGACAGCGAGAACAGCAACGACUUCAUUGCACCGUCUGAUGACGUCUUGGUGGCCCAGCUGAAGUUUACUGCCUGCUUGAAGAUUAUGACCAAUGAGCUGCGGACACUGUCAACAGGGUAUGAAGUCGAUGGGGGGAAGCUGCGCUACCAGCUCUACCAGUGGUUAGAAAGAGAGGUGGUCGCUCUCCAGCGUUGCUGCAGCUACAAGCCCUGCCUGUCAGAUCUGUCUGUCCUGGGUGAUGCCUCUGUUUUUGGGUUGGUGGAGGAGGAGCAGCUGGGUAGCCCUCGUAGUGACAGCCAAAGGAGCAGGAGACACUGGCUGCAGAGUAACCAGCCUUUGCUCAGGAUGUUCCUCAGCUACUGCAGCUUGCAUGGCUCCCACGGUGGAGGACUGGCUUCUGUUCGCAUGGAGCUCAUACUGUUGCUUCAGGAAUCUCACCAGGAUGACUCUAUCCAAUCUGUGGUGACAUCCAGUUCCCAGCCUAACGCUAUCCCUCUUCUCAUGGCGUGCACAGCCAAUGUAAAGACCGUGGUGGCCAAUCCCAUGGUGUACCUGACCAACCUGACUCAUGACAUUUUGCAGACCAUCAUUGCACUCGAUUCUCCUCCACACCCUGAUGUUGUUAACAAUGAGAUUUACGUGAUGCACACCUUGGCUGCUUCCCUAUCCGCCUGUAUAUAUCAGUGUCUAUGUGACAGACACACCUACAGCCAUGUGAACCAUUUCACGGGCAUUGUUUAUCAGAGUGUUUUGCUGACUCAGAAGCAGCCAGUCAGAGCUGUCAGCGUGGAUGAGUCUGUUCUGCCAAACACUUCUCCUGCACAGUGGCCAGGGAUCGCUUCUCUGGUUCGCCUGUUGAGCUCAGCAGGCGAGGAGAGUCAGCCAGGCUUGACUGUGCUGCUCUGUGAGAUCCUAACGGCUGUAUUCCUCAGCUUGUUUGUUCACGGCAUGGCCACUCACUCCAGCCAAGAGCUGUUUCGCGUGAUGGCCCACCCUCUCAACAGCAAGCUAUGGGUGACAGUGUUUGGAGGAGGAGCACGGACUCCCGUCAUAGAGAAACUCAACAGCCCAACAAGGACACCCCCACCAGCCUCUCCUAGUGCCUCUGACAAAAAGUCCAGACGAUUCAGGCUUCUGCCGUCACGCAGUGGAUCCAAAGAGGAGUCUGGGAUAGAGCGGGAGGGACCAUCCAGUCCUAAACAUGUCCCUGUAGUGGAACAAGAAGCUCCCUCCAUCUUUAAAGAACGAUUUGUUCCACCAGAGCUCAGCAUUUGGGAUUACUUUAUUGCCAAGCCUUUGCUGCCACCAUCGGAAAACAGAAUUAGGUACGACUCUGAGGAGAGCCAGGGCAGCCAAGAUGAAGACGACGAUGAUGAUGACUAUGAAGAUGUGUUUGACUCCAACUCUCCAAAACGAGAGCAUUCAAACCACAAUUCAUACAGCUGGUGUUUAAUGCGUUUGGCAAUGGUGCAGCUGGUGUUGGUCAACCUGAAGUCCUUUUACCCAAUGGCAGGAUAUGAUCUAUUAGACCUGCCAGUGGGCUCUCCUCUGUGUCAUGCUGUCCUGAGGACUCUUCAAAGAUGGGAACAGGUGUUGCAGAAAAGGCUGGAGAUCUUUGGGGGGCCACCUUCCAGAUACAUCCCCACACACCUCCAGGAUGAAACAGCCACACCUGGCCCUGCCUUGCUGAGACACAAAGCCCUGUUUGAACCAUCCAACACACCAUUCAGGACAUCCCACCAUUCAGCGCUGCCAGUGAAACGCUUAUGGCAGUUCCUGGUAAAGCAGGAAGAAGUGCAGGAGACCUUCAUCAGAAAUAUCUUUACCAAGAAACAGGACCCAAAUGAGUUGGUUGUGGACCAGAGUGACAAUAUGAAAUAUUCAGGGAUGGACGUGACAGGAAACAAUCAGACUGAGUCAGAUCUGGACAGCCCUGGAGGAAAGGCACGCAUCAUACACAAGGAAUCGGACAUCAUCACAGCCUUUGCCAUCAACAAGGCAAAUCGUAAUUGUUUAGUCAUGGCCUCCACCCAUGACAUUCAGGAGCUGGACGUGUCUUCCAUUUUGGCCACACAGAUCUUGACAUGGAUAGAUGACGAUGACGCUGAAGCCAAAGGUGUUGGAGGCGAUGACUUCCUGGUGAUCCAUACACGUGAUGACUUUGCUGCCCUUCAUGGCACCACACCGUACACCCACAGCAGCCCUGGUACACCCAUCAACAUGCCAUGGCUGGGAGGUCUGCAGACAGGAAGGGGUGCCGCCAUGAUGAUUAAGAGAAACAUCAAUAAUGUGAGAAGAAUGACCUCGCAUCCCACACUACCUUACUACCUGACGGGAGCUCAGGAUGGUAGCGUCAGGAUGUUCGAGUGGGGUCACUCCCAGCAGAUCAUCUGCUUCAGAAGUCCAGGAAACUCCAGAGUCACCCGGAUACGAUUCAACCACCAAGGAAACAAGUUUGGUAUCGUCGAUGCUGACGGUGGUUUGAGUCUGUGGCAGACUAACACCAGUGGGAAUGCCCCCAAACCAUUCUUGACAUUGCAGUGUCACAACAAGACAGCUCAUGACUUUGUCUUUGUGGGCUCCUCCUCCCUCAUUGCCACUGCAGGUCUUUCCACAGACAACAGGAACGUGUGUUUGUGGGACACUCUGGUGACUCCUGCUAACAGCCUCGUACAUGCUUUCUGCUGCCAUGAGUCGGGUGCUACCGUCUUGGCGACGGCCCCCAGGCAGCAGCUGCUUAUCACAGGUGGGAGGAAAGGUUGGAUCAGUGUCCUGGAGCUUCCCCACAGGCACCAGCGGCAGAGUUUCCAGGCCCAUGACUCACCGGUCAAAGCACUGGCUGUCGAUGUAAUUGAGGACUUCUUUAUCAGCGGAUCAGCAGAGGGCAACAUCAAGGUUUGGAGUCUGGCCACACAGUGUGUCCUCUUCUCCUUCCCAAACGAACACGCUCGCCAGUCGCUGUUCAGGAACCUCGGCACCGGUGUGAUGCAGAUAGAGGUGGGACCGGCCAAUCACAUUUUCUCCUGCGGCGCGGACGGAACGAUGAAGAUGAGGGUCCUGCCGAACCGCUUCAGCGUUGUCAACAACAACCGCGGCAACCUCAAGAACGAUGUAAAAUUCUUCAUAUAGACAUACAAGUGUGGACUGUUGAGUUGAAUAAUGUGAAGUGCAGAGGGGUUUUUUUUGGCACUGUUGCGGAAAAAGUACCUUCAUACAGUUGGUUCCUCUUAGGGUAACAUCACCAUGACAACGCAAUGUCAUGUCACGUGUUGCCAAACGUUUCCAAUGAAGAAAUAUUGACAGGAUUUACAGACUUUCACAGAGUGGGAGCGUGUCGUCUAGACGUGACAGUGACCAUGCAGCGAAGUGACCACACCUGACCAAACACACACACACACACACACACACACACAAGCCUCUAUGAGAGUUUGGAACCAUUGUGGACGUUUAAACACAGUGGACACAGGGUAAAGACUGAGGGCACAUGUUGUCGUAUCCGAGGCCCAGAAAGAGAUUCUACAAAAACAAACCUCCAUCUCAGCGUCUGCUGAAGAGCACACGGAGGAGGAGGAGGAGGAGAGCUGCUGUUUUUGCACAGGAAGCCGUAGAAGGAGCAGGACCGGUGAGGCGGACGAGUCUUAAAGCAGCGGAGCUCUUCUACUUUUUUAGUUCACGUUCGCAAAAGCAGUCAUGAAAGCGGAAGCUCUGCUGAGGCGUUCAGGGGAUAAAACGCGACCGUGUGACAUCACUGCCGAACCAGAACCUCAGCACAACCGCAGUCACACGGGUGGACGACAAAAUCCUCCACAAGCACAUUUAAUCUAAUCACCCUUAUUCAUUUUUUUUUUUAAACACAAAAAUGAAGCCCUCGCAGUGUGACGAGCAGAAGCAGCAGUUGUCGAGAAUGAACCGCUCACUUUUUUUAUGUUUUUUUUUUGCAGCCUGAUUUGAAAUGAACAGACUUUAAACAAACAAAAUAGAACAAACGCAUCAUAUCUAUAGAGAAUGUGGUUGUUCUCUGUCUGUAGAUGAGAGGGUGAAUGUCACACAUGUAUUAUAUUGUUUACUGCAGAUUAGCAUAAAGAAUAGAAACAGGAGGAAGCAGCUAAACUCCCUACAUUUUGUUUAAUUAAUCAAACCUUUGCUGCUUUAGGUCUGAAUGUACAUACACACACACACACACACGUGAUGACUAUUUUAUAGCUUUGCGGUUGCCAUUCCACUUUUUUUUCUUCUUUUUUCUAUUUUUUUCCAAGGUGACGCUGCUUUCAAUGUGACUAUAUAUCAGUUACAGGAACAUUGUGUUCUGUAAACAUUUAGUAUAAAGUUGCAAUGGUGUUAAGCACUUUUUUUUUUUCUUUUUUUUUUUCUUUUUUACAUUUUAAAAAAUUAAACGUACGCCAGGUUUGCCAGCAGGCGUUCCUGUUUGCUUACUGAUGACUAUAUUUCACUUCCUUUGAAUAAUUAAGAUACUUUAAAAACGCGAUAAUUCUCAGGCAAGUUUUGAAGUUAUAAUAAGUGUCUCUUUAUGUCAUCGUUAAGGUUUAACCAUUAUAAUACAGCAAUUAAAGGAACAAUGUACAAGAGCAUCAUUCAAAUUUUGGAGCUAAUUUUCCAAAAACAAGUAACUUAAUCCAGUUUGUUCAGAGUUUUUACUUUAAUCUACAAGUUUGCUGCCGCCCAGUGUUUUUCUUCCUUUUCCAUUUGCACAUAAAAGCAUUAAGCAUAAAUUAUAUUAUAUGUACCAUACAGUAAUAUACAGAUAAUAUGAUAACAUGAUAACAUGAAAUGAUGUGUUGAUUCUGGCUGAGGUGUUUUUUAAUUAAAGUGUCCUUAAUCUUUGAGAACUACUUCCACCAUGCUGGCACAGAACUCCAACUCUGGAGCCUGAUUAUAUUGAUAACUGUUAUUAAGUUGCACAAAUAAGCUUUGUUUUGGCUCUUUAUUGGUGUGGGACAUCACAAAAAAACAAAUCUGUGACUGCUUUUUUUUUGUUGUUUUUUUACACACUAUAUUAAGCUGAAAGAACAUGAAACGUUACUCUUGAUGGGAAGACAAACAUUUUAGUGGAAAUAUCAUGUUGUAUUUUGCUCUUCUCUCUCCUCACAUACACACUUUAAAUUUCCACCAUGGACCACAAUUGAAAUUUGCCUUGAAACAACAUCGUUUCAGACUGAUUUUGACGUCCAGUUCCUUCAUAACAGUUGCAGUGGUUACCUUAUCAUUCUUUGUUUUUUUUAAUUAUCCAGAUGCAGCUCACUGCCUCCAGCACACAAACGCACACAAAUAAUGAUCUAACUGCGAAUUGAAGUGUGCGGAAUUAAAUAAUCCAUGAAGCUAAACUGACCCACACAGAUUGUGGCUGUGCUGCUGUAAAGGAAAACAUAUGUACAGUGAAGACGAACGUGAGGAAAAACUUUUAAGAUGAUUCAGAUAUAUUGCAGUCAUGUCUUGUGUACAUAUAUAUAUGUAUAUAUAUAUGUAUAUAUAUAUACGUACAUAUAUGUAUAUAUGUUUGUAUAUAUAAAUAUAUAAAGUAGGCUUCUCGUAAAAACUGCAUAGUCGUAGAGAUUAGUCGUAGAUAAACGGCAGGUAACAGCAAAAGCCACUUUAUAAAGAAUAGAAGUCUAUAUGGUUAAAGGUCUAUUUAUGAAAUGUGUGCAUAUUUAGGAUUAUAGACUCGAUCAUAAAGCAGAUAUAAUCUUAUUCUGUGCUCUUCUUUGUUUGUUUUUAAUUUUGGGAGCUUGAACAACCUCGUGAGAAACAAUGACAUAAACUCCAGCAGCAACUGGAGAAUAGAAUAAAUUUUACUAUAAUCUUUUUUCUCUUUUUUUUGUCUGCUUAUUUUCACUCAUUCGACUAAAUUAAUAAGAACCAAAUCAACUCUUGACUUCAUCUUUCUCUCCCUCUUCAAUCUUGCAAAUGUGAAUUUGAUCAGAUAAUUCUAAUUUUAUAAUAAAGACUAUGUGUAAGAUAAUGUAA
Molecule: messenger RNA, 9690 nt
Organism: Solea senegalensis (Senegalese sole)
Lineage: Eukaryota; Metazoa; Chordata; Actinopteri; Pleuronectiformes; Soleidae
Product: dmX-like protein 1
Exons: 36
Biological process (GO): vacuolar acidification
Cellular component (GO): RAVE complex
Molecular function (GO): protein binding
Source: RefSeq, a predicted model, not a curated record